AUGGACAACCUGUUCAGGGGCAUGAGGCACGUGGCAGUGUACUUGGACGACAUCCUGGAUGCCGGGCUGAAGCUCAAGGUGGAGAAGUGCAUCUUCUUGGCCCCCAGCGUUGAGUACCUAGGCCAUGUCAUUUCUCUGGCAGGCCUGGCCCCGGCACCUCACAAGGUUGAAGCGGUGCUCAAGGCGCCCAAGCCCCAGAACAAGAAAGAGCUGCAGAGCUACCUCGGCCUCAUAAACUUCUACAGGACCUUCCUGCCGAACCUGUCAUCGCAUCUGCAGCCACUCCAUCUUCUGCUUCGAGAUGGACAGCAGUGGGCCUGGAGGAAGGAACAGGACUUGGCCUUCCAGCGCAGCAAAGAACUUAUCACCAAGGCUCCAGUGCUGGUGCACGUCAAUCCGGCCAAGCCUGUCAUCCUGACGGUGGAUGCGUCACCGUACGGUGUGGGAGCCGCCCUGGCCCACCGGGAGAAGAAUGACCAGGAACGCCCCAUAUCGUUCGUGUCCCAGCGCUUCCACCAGUACCUGUGGGGCCGGAGGUUCGAGGCGGUCAUGGACCACAAGCCGCUGCUGGGCACUGCUGGGGCCCGACAAGGCAGUUCGAGUGCAGGCGUCGCCUGGAGUGUUCCUGAACCUGCUGAAGUGUUCAUGCUGGAGCACGCUUACCCGGAGGUGCUGUCCAGAUCGGCAGUGUCGCAGGCAACGAGCCGGGACUUGGUCCUGUCACAGGUGGUCAAGGCGGUGUCCCGAGGGGAGGAGUUGGCUGAACGGACGUACAGCCAUAAGCCCGCCGAGCUGAGCCUGCAGCAGGGCUGCCUGCUGUGGGGCUCCAGGGUGGUGAUUCCGCAGAGCCUGCGGUCCAGGAUCCUGCAGUUGCUGCACGCGGGCCAUCCAGGCGUGGAGAAGACCAAGAUUGUGGCCCGGUCCCAUGUUUGGUGGCCUGGCCUGAACCAGGACAUCGCUCGCAUGGUGCAGAGCUGCCAGGCCUGCCAGGAGAACCAGCGAGCCUCGCGCCACGUGAAGAUCACCCCCUGGCCGUUCCCGGAGAAGCCGUGGUCCCGCCUGCCUGUGGAUUUUGGGGGCCCCUUCAAGGGCCACUAUUUCCUGGUGGUGGUGGACACUUUCUCCAAGUGGGUGGAGGUACUGCCAGUCACCACUCCCUCGGCAGGGGCCACCAUUGCGGCGUUGCGGCAAGUCUUCGCAGCCCAGGGGCUGCCAGACCUCAUCGUGUCCGACAACGGUCCUGCUUUCGUCAGCAAGAAGUAUCUGGCCUGGCUGACGAAGAACGGCAUUUGCCGGAUGAUGGUUCCGCUGUACCACCCCACGUCGAAUGGUGCUGCCGAGCGGGUGGUACAAACAGUCAAAGACAAGCUCAAGAAGAGCAAGGGUGGGGAUGUCCGGACGCAGGUUGCCCGAGCCCUGUUUCAGUACUGGACCACACUCCACGACGUCACGGGCCGUGCCCCCUGCGAGCUCCUGAUGAGCCGGAUGGUGAAGACACCAUUGGACGUCUCGCACCCUGACCUCCGGUCCACAGCGCUCUUGAAGCAGCUCAAGCAGAAGCUGGUGGCUGACCGAGGUUGCCGUCCUGGGCCGUUGUCGGAGUCUGGGGCUCCGGUCUUCGCCCGGAACUUCCGGCCUGGUCCACCCUGGUCUGCCGGGGGGCACGUGGUCUCUCCAGCCAGUGCAUCGUCACUGCUCGUUCGCAUGUCGGACGGGACCACGUGGCACCGGCAUGCUGACCAUGUGAGGCCUCGUCUGGCGACCUCAGCCGCCGCCCCUUCAGGAAGCCAGCAGGCAAGGGAGCCAAGUGCAGUGACGGAUGCCAGCACAGCACCAGGUGCUGGUGCUACUCGCACCACUGUGACGCCGCCUGCGAGUCCAAGGACACCAGCAAGGCGGGCAGACAGUGCGACAGCGACGCAGGCAGCGCCUGAUGUGGCCACACCUGCGACACCCGUGCUGAGGCGGAGUGCGAGGCACCGGAGACCGCCAGACCGCUACUUGCCGGGUUGA
This is a messenger RNA of Rhipicephalus microplus (southern cattle tick), 2013 nucleotides long. RefSeq lists its product as uncharacterized. The record is from RefSeq and is a predicted model, not a curated record. NCBI's taxonomy places the organism in Eukaryota, Metazoa, Arthropoda, Arachnida, Ixodida, Ixodidae.